Messenger RNA from Aricia agestis (brown argus), 2182 nucleotides. RefSeq names its product vitamin K-dependent gamma-carboxylase. The transcript has 9 exons. Gene Ontology annotation, biological process: peptidyl-glutamic acid carboxylation. The record is from RefSeq and is a predicted model, not a curated record. Lineage: Eukaryota; Metazoa; Arthropoda; Insecta; Lepidoptera; Lycaenidae. Gene Ontology annotation, molecular function: gamma-glutamyl carboxylase activity; vitamin binding. The coding region runs from base 1 to 2181 and encodes 726 amino acids.
AUGGUGUCGACAUCAGCUAAACUGAAACAUCUGUCGUCUCUUGCGGCUAUCAUCGAGGGAAAGUUAACGGAGCAAUUCGGGUUCCGUCUGAAAGACACGAGCUUCGACAAUGUGGUCAACUACAUGUACGCGCCCAAAGACUCCGCCAGUUUGGCGGUCACUAGGAUCUUGUUCGGUGUUCUCAUGCUGCUGGACAUCCCGGACGAGCGCGGGGGUGCGGCGUUGUCGCGGCGGUGGGGGGCGGGCUGUCGGUUCCCGCUGCUGCCCGCACUGACCGCGAUACCGCUGCCGUACAUGGCGCUGGUAUAUGCUGCCCUCUGGCUCGGAGCAUUCGGCAUAGCGCUUGGCUACAAGUACCGCAUCAGCUGCAUCACAUUCACUGUCUGCUACUGGUACCUGUUCCUCAUAGAGAAGAGCUACUGGAACAAUCACAGCUACCUGUUUGGGCUGGUCGCGACGUUACUCACUACGACUGACGCUGGCCGCCGCUGGUCCCUAGAUGUAUACUUGGAUCCUUCUAAGCUGAAGAGGACAGUUCCAUACUGGAACUACUUCGUCCUGAAGUAUCAGUUCUUCAUCUUGUACUUCAUGGCAGGGCUGAAGAAGGGCACAGCGGAAUGGCUGACAGGGUACUCGGUGCAGAAGCUCAGUGAGCACUGGGUUUUUAGUCCCUUCAGGCUAUUCCUGACAGUGGACCAGACGGACUAUCUCAUCGUCCACUGGUUCAUAUUCGUGUUUGACCUGACUGUGGCUUUUUGGAUGAUGUGGGGCAAAAGCCGUCCCGUCGCCAUGGUCUUCUGCGCGUUAUUCCAUUUAAUGAACAGCAGACUUUUCACUAUUGGUAUGUUCCCGUGGGUGUGUCUAGCUACAAUGCCAUUAUUUUGUCCGUUCGAUUGGCCGAUAACUCUCAACAACAAGAUAAGGGAUGUGACUUUGGAGAUCAACAAAUACGUUCCGAAAAUAAUCUGUCGUAAAGUAAACGAAGAUUUAGAGCCAACAAAAUUAAUAUACGAUGAUUCUAAAUCAUCAGAACAAGAAUAUAAGCCUGUUGAAGAAUCAAAUAAAAUAAAUAAAUCUCUCAAAAAGAAAUCAGAUAAUUCGGCAAAGAAUAACGCAGAAAACAAUGAAGAAGAGCCAAAACAAGACGGUGUACCUAAAAACGAGAGUUUAAAUGGAAAUGGAACUAACAAAGUUGAAGUAGCAAGUUAUACUUAUUCAAGAAAAGUAGUAGUAUGUCUGAUAGGUUUAUACGUAUUUAUACAAGCCUUCUUGCCGUAUUCACAUUUUAUAACAAAGGGUUACAACAACUGGACUAACGGACUUUAUGGCUACUCCUGGGACAUGAUGGUACAGACAUGGGAUAUCGAUUCUGUAGUCGUCAAAAUAAUCGAUAACGAGAGCCAGGAGGAGCUGUUUAUCGAUCCUUACGCGUACACCCCUAACGAUCGAUGGACGAGGCAUGGCGACAUGGUAUUGCAGUACGCAGCCUGCGUGAGAGACAAGUUGAAAACAUCGAUUGAUUAUCGAUAUUCUGAAGGAGCUUUGGAAAAUCCACACUCGGAACCGAUGAAUAUAUCGAUUUAUAUCGAUGUCUGGUGCUCCAUGAAUGGCCGCUUCACGCAACGCAUGUUUAAUCCUAAUGUGGAUCUGCUAAAAGUCGAUUGGUGUCCGUUUAAGCCUAUAACAUUUUUGAUGCCGUUGAUUGAUGAAGGGUUACAUUGGAGGGAAACCCUAAAAACAAUAAAGGAGGAUAUACAAGCCUAUGACAAUGCAACAGAUGUCAUCUUUAUAGCUGACUUUCCAGGAUACAAACAAGAAAAGUACACACCCACCGACUUAGAUAAUGUUACGCUGACAGUCAUGAGCGGACUUAUAGCUUAUGAGCUGGAGGAAUCUGAAAUUUCUCAAGGCCAGUCCUAUGUACACAUGGUUGGAGACGAAAUAAGAAUAGUACCUGGUACAUUUCAUAAAGUACUUAACAUUGGUAAUGAAACUGCAUUUUACAUGUACACAUUUAAAAACCUAACUGAGAUUAACACACCAAAAAAUAACACAAAUAAGCCAAAAUUGCCGAUUCACAAAGAAUUGUGCAGAAGAUUUAAAGACAUGUUUGUAUUUGGAAGAAUUGUAUCAACAAGUACCUUUCAUAUUGUAUUUGGCACCCCAAUAUAUUAUGAGUAAA